AUUUGAUCUUGUGUUUAUAUGAGAUGAAACUUUGUGGUUAAAAAAUAUCAGUUCAUUGCAAAGGACAGAUGCAUGGCAGUGAUGAAAAUGCGCCAAUCAGCUCUGGAGAAAUAAAAUCAGAUGCAGCCAAAACACCCCAACAUUCCUGUUGCUUCAUCCUUUUAUUUCAUUUGUCUCUUUCUGUCCUGCUAUUUUGCCUCUUCUUCUGAUUCCUGGCAGUAAUGCAGUCAAUGCGCGUACAGCAAUCCACCAUCAUGGCGCCCAAACUUUCAAACACUGGAGCCACUAGAAAAAGAAAGAGAGAACAGCUCAGUCAGAACAAACAAGAAGAAUCUUUGCCUUCCAAGACAUCGCCGAUGAAGAAGAUGAAAGAGGAAGCUUCAAUUGCGGUGCACCCUCCAACGUCACUAAAUGCCGAUCAAAUGGUAUGGAUUGGAGCAGCGAUGCAAAAUGGGGAUGGUGGUGCAUACAGUAUUUAUUAUGGGGUGGAUGAUGAGCGCAACACGGCUGAGCUAUGCACGCUCAGCCAUGACCAAGAUUUAAACUAUGUCUAUAUGCUUGGUGCUAUUCGCGCAGUUGAAAUGUGCCGCGACGAAACCGUGUCACUGACUAUUUUCACUGGAAAUAGCGGCUUGCAUAACAUUAUUACUAACGAAACGGAUGACCUAAUUCACAGCGACCUCAGCCAACAAUUGAAGCAAUUAAUUUCAAAACGACUUGGUGCGACAAACAUUCGGUAUGCUUCUCAUCGUUCUGUUACUGUGGAGCGUCAGGUGGCGCAUCAACUGGCUAAUGCUCAUUUGCAAAAAGAAGCAAAGAAACCAACUGGAAAUCCUGCCUGUGAGAUUUCAAAUAAGGAAGCUACAAAGGGUCAUAGCAAGGAAGAUCAGAGCGACGCCAAUGAAGAACAAGAAAGAAUUGACGCUAUGGAAGGUGUUACCGAAGGAUUGGAAGUGGCUGCAGGUAUAGAAGAAACGGUGGGAGAUGAAGGCUCUGGCGUACAUGAUAAAAACUCUCCAGACGUGCGUGGAUCUCAAGAGGGAGCAGUAGGCAAAUCAUGGGCAUCCAUGUUGGGCUUACGCAAUAUUUUAGCCGUGCUGAAAGCUCCAUUUGCUGCCCGCAAAAUCCAUCCACAAUCACUGUAAUUUGUUGCCGUGAUCGCUCUGUUUCUCAUAACUUAUCCACCAAUAGCCUGUAUUCCCCCCUCGCCCAACCCAGCUAUACUUUUACCCCCAUCAUGCACUUUGUCUACGAGUUCUUUAAACACAUUGUUGCUCCUAAUGAGAUAUAUUUAUCGAGUAACUUUAUCCAAUAAAAGGAUAUGGCUAUUGUAUGAUCAUAGAUCUACCUGUCGUGCAAAACCUCGAUUUGAGGGGUGAGCGGAGUGUGGAACUUUGUGUCAAACGAAAUCGCCCAAUUAGGCAAUUGUCUCGUUAUUUCAAGCAUUG
Molecule: messenger RNA, 1448 nt
Organism: Radiomyces spectabilis
Lineage: Eukaryota; Fungi; Mucoromycota; Mucoromycetes; Mucorales; Radiomycetaceae
Exons: 7
Coding region: 222-1145 (307 amino acids)
Molecular function (GO): nucleic acid binding
Source: RefSeq, a predicted model, not a curated record